This is a messenger RNA of Perca flavescens (yellow perch), 1419 nucleotides long. RefSeq names its product oligodendrocyte-myelin glycoprotein-like. Gene Ontology annotation, molecular function: protein binding. Gene Ontology annotation, biological process: neuron projection regeneration. The record is from RefSeq and is a predicted model, not a curated record. The transcript has 2 exons. Lineage: Eukaryota; Metazoa; Chordata; Actinopteri; Perciformes; Percidae. Bases 1 to 1419 code for a protein of 472 amino acids.
AUGAGAAGGCAUGUUCUGCUGAAGCUCUCCCCUAAUGAGGCCCUUCUGGAACUCCUGCUUGUGUUGUUGCUGGGGUUACAUGCCCUGGCCGUGUGCCCCUCCAUGUGCUUGUGCGGCCGCAGCCACAGGGAGGUAGACUGCUCAUGCAGGGGUCUGAGACAGUUGCCCGAUGGCCUGCAGCACAACAUGCGCUCCCUCAACUUGUCCCACAACCGAUUCCACAACCUGGACGGCCAGCUCACCGCAUACACCCAUCUCCGCUUCCUCGAUUUGUCUCAUAACCGGCUGAGCCACCUGCCCGCCGGCUUGCCCCGUUCCCUCUGGCAGCUCUACGCCGCCUCCAACCGCCUCCAGUUGCUGGACAAGAACGACACGGUCAACCAGUGGAAUCUGCGACUGCUUGACCUCUCCAACAACAAGCUGGAGCGUGCCAUCUUCAUCAACAACACACUGAUCAAUCUGUGCACGCUCAACCUAAGCCACAAUCAAUUCUGGACUUUGCCCACCAACAUGCCAGCGCACCUGGAGAAUAUUGACCUGUCCCACAACUUGCUUGUGAAGGUGCUGCCGGGCUCUCUGGACCGGCUCCUCAGAGUAACUCACUUCUAUCUGCAUGCUAACCGCUUUUCCACGCUGCCAUUUGGAGUGUUGGACAAGAUGACAUCAAUUCGAGUCAUCACUCUGGGCGACAACCCUUGGGACUGUCACCUUUAUGCCGACAUCACCUACUUACUCUCCUGGACUCAGCACACCCCUGCCCGCGUCCUGGGCUGCCCCUGCCACACCCAGCCUGUCUGUGGAGGGGUGCGCCCUGGCAAGGCUGGAGGUUGGCACUUUGCUUCCUACAACCUACCCCCACUUGCAGCGAGUGGCCAGGACCUGAGCUCCAUGCCCCCUGACACCAGCGUGACAGGGUGGUGGUACUCUGUUUCCGCUCUGCAAAGCACCCCACACACCCCCAAAGAGAUCUUGAACACACAGCACGUCCCUUUCACAGCCACACCCGUGAGCAUCUCCACCCUGCGACCCAGAAGCACAGGCACACACCUAACUAUUAAUCACCUCUCUGCAUCUGCCACCGCAGAGCACAUGCUCCGCACUGAUUCCCAUCUCAUCUCUGGCACAAAGGAAGGCUCAUCCAUUGGCACUGACACAUCCUCUUUUUCUGACACGAGCUUCAUUACUGAAACAUCCAUUACGGCUGACAUGACGGUGGCCUCAGACAGUUUCUUUACAACAGAGAGCCCCUCCAUCCAAACAAAGAAGACAACCACUCUUCGCACCAGGAGUGUGAGGAGAAAGAAUCAGUCCCAUCCUAGCGGCAUCAGCAACAGAAGCCCGACUCUUGCUAUCUGCUCCUCGCUCCCUUUCCUACACAAGCUGGGCCUUCUUUCUGUCAUUCUGCAACAAGUCCUCUGA